Molecule: messenger RNA, 1604 nt
Organism: Phalaenopsis equestris
Lineage: Eukaryota; Viridiplantae; Streptophyta; Magnoliopsida; Asparagales; Orchidaceae
Product: actin-related protein 6
Exons: 7
Coding region: 109-1407 (432 amino acids)
Cellular component (GO): Swr1 complex
Molecular function (GO): nucleosome binding
Source: RefSeq, a predicted model, not a curated record
CGUUAAUAUUGAGUCCGGACAGAAGAUUUUUCCGCAACCGAGGGAGGAGGGAGAUGACGAGUGAGAUCGCACUUAGCCACUGUUGGGCUGGCGCCGAGAGAUAGAGAGAUGACCAGUGUGGUAGUGCUCGACAAUGGCGGCGGCCUUAUCAAGGCCGGCUUCGGAGGUGACCGCGACCCUGCAGUAGUCGUCCCUAACUGCCUCGGCCGCCCCGCUUCAACCAAGAAAUGGCUUGUCGCCGAUCAACUUCUCGCCAACGACUCCGAUAUCACUUCCGUUUCUCUCCGUCGACCCUUCGACCGCGGCUAUCUCAUCAACCCUGAUCUGCAGAAGGAGAUCUGGGAUCGUGUAGUGCGCACUCUUCUCCGCGCCGACCCCUCCACCUCCUCGCUUCUUCUCGUUGAGCCCCUCUUCAACCCCCCUUCCAUUCAACGCGCCACCGAUGAGGUCGUCUUCGAGGACUUGGGCUUUCAAUCUCUCUUCGUAGCCGACUCCCCCUCUCUCGUGCAUCUCUAUGAAGCAAGCCAACGGCCGGUGGAUGGGUUGGCGGCGACGGCGCAGUGCAGUUUGGUUGUUGAUUGUGGCUUCUCCUUUACCCACGCUGCUCCGGUGGUGCAAAAUUUUACCUUGAACUAUGGUGUGAGGCGGCUGGACCUCGGAGGCAAGGCACUCACGAAUUACCUCAAGGAGCUCGUCUCCUAUCGUUCUAUCAAUCUUAUGGAUGAAACCCUAAUCAUAGACGACGCCAAGGAGAAGCUCUGCUUUGUAUCCCUUGACGUCUUAAACGACCUCCAACUUGCCAGGAAAUCAGGGAAGGACAAUCCUUUCAGAUGCACUUAUGUUCUCCCCGAUGGCAUCACACAUACUAGGGGUUUUGUUAAAGAUCUUGAUGAAGCACACAAAUUCCUCUCGCUAUCUAAUGGAUCCUCUACUACGUUAGGAAUGCAGGUAGAGGAUAGUCAAGCGCAUACAGAGAAAACAGAGGAUAGGAAGAGAAUGGACAUGAAUAAAAGUGAAUUCAGCCUUACAAAUGAACGCUUUCUUGUUCCUGAGAUGAUCUUCUGUCCAGCUGAUUUGGGUAUGAAUCAAGCUGGACUAGCUGAAUGUAUCGUCCGAGCUGUUAAUGCAUGCCAUCCUUAUCUUCAUCCUGUACUCUUUGAGAACAUUAUCUUGACUGGUGGAAGCACAUUGUUUCCUCGACUUGCAGAAAGGCUAGAGAGGGAGUUGCGACCGCUGGUACGCGACGACUGUCGGGGGAAGAUAACCAGGCCGGAAAGCCCCAUUAAAGGUGUUUGGAGAGGUGGAUCAUUGUUGGCAUCUAGCCCUGAUUUUGAAUCAAUGUGUGUAUCCAAGUUGGAAUAUGAAGAGCUUGGGUCCACACGUUGCCGACGGCGGUUUUUCCACUAAUUUAUAUGACAAAUAAUGGAGCGAAUAUUACGUGCGCCGUGCGUACUUACGCCCGACAGUGUGGUACAGGGGGGUCGGGGUGUUAUGCUAUUUUUUUCUUUUACGCUCGUCCCGGAUGUACAUACGGAUGGGCGCAUGUAAUAUUUUUCCCCAAAUACUGAUAUUGAAUUGGAUAUGGUUCCAUGGAUGGUAUCUGA